AUGGUGCUUUUGCCGGUCCUUGCCUGGCCGCGGUCUCUGGGCUGCCACGCCGCGCUGCGCGGCCAUCCGUGGCCCGACCUCCGCUGCGAGUCGCUGCGGCCGCCGGCAUGGGGCGGGGGUGCGCCGGGCGCCGCACCGGUUGGCAGGCAGCCCGAGGCUGGAGGGACUGCCGCCGCCCCGCCGCCCGCCGCCGCCGACGGCGGCUUCGGCGGCGGCCCUGCGGCGGUCGGGCUGCCGCGCCGGCGAGCCGGGCCCCGCGGGCAGCGAGCCGAGGGCCGAGGGUCUCGUCGGCGGGAGCCUCUACGCGGCGGCGCUGCCGGCGAGCCCGACGCACGCCUGGAGGGGCGGCUACAGUACCAGCAUCCGCUUCGCGCACGAGACGGGGGACCCUCGUCGGCUGAGGCAGCGGCAGCUGCGGCGGCUGGGCGCGCUGCUGCUGGGCGCCUGCGUGCUCGUGUCGGCUGCCGUGCUG
Prorocentrum cordatum is the source of this 472-nucleotide messenger RNA. Lineage: Eukaryota; Dinophyceae; Prorocentrales; Prorocentraceae. The record is from the annotation of a GenBank genome assembly.